AUGGCCAACCUCGGCAUCCAAUCACCGACCCGGCAAACGGCCGCCUUUCACCUCCCCUCGUCGUCCUCUUCUUCGGCCGCCAGCGACGACGACGAUGCCCCGCUGCCAUUUCCCGCCGCCCUUCCCCGAUCCGACUUCCUCGCUCCAGACUUCCACCCGGCAAACUACCUCUCCGCCCUGCCGCACCGCCACCAGACCCUCGACGACCUGAAGGCCGAGCUGCGCGACCGCAGCGCCGCCAUCAGCGCCGAGCUGCUCGAGCUCGUCAACGGCAACUACACCGCCUUCCUGUCGCUCGGCAGCGAGCUGCGCGGCGGCGACGAGAGGGUCGAGAGCGUCCGCGUCGCCAUGCUCGGCUUUCGGAGGGCCGUCGAGGAGAUCAAGGCAAGGGUACGCACGAGGGGCGAGGAGGUCCAGGGUCUGAGCGGCGACCUGAGGGAAGUGAGGAGGGAGAUCGAGGCGGGCAGGAAGAUGCUGGAGCUGGACGAGCGGCUAUCUGCGCUGGAGGAACAUCUCGCGCUGGCGAGCUUGCCUGGGAAGGCCUCGUCGGACGAUGAGGACGACGACUGGGAUGCGGAUGACAGCGAAGAGGAUGAGGAGGAUGGGGAGGAGGGCGGCGCUGGUGGGCUCGUGGCGAGCAGUCCUGCAAAGCUGGCGGGCUUUGCGCAGGACUUCUGCAUCAUCGAAGCCCUGGCAGAUGCCAUCGGACGUGAAGUCCCGUUCGUCGUCAAGACGGAGGCGCGCAUGACGAGGUGUCGAAAUACCAUCCUCCUCGACCUCGGAACGGCAAUGAAGGAGGCGCGGAAGGCCGGGAACAAGGGCCAGGCGAGAGUAGUCAAGUACCUCGGCCUUUACGGAUUGUUGAACGCCCAGGCAGAGGCGAUCAAGGCCCUCAAGAGCAGUUGA
Messenger RNA from Colletotrichum higginsianum IMI 349063, 906 nucleotides. RefSeq lists its product as uncharacterized. Gene Ontology annotation, cellular component: membrane; COG complex. Lineage: Eukaryota; Fungi; Ascomycota; Sordariomycetes; Glomerellales; Glomerellaceae. Gene Ontology annotation, biological process: protein transport; intra-Golgi vesicle-mediated transport; Golgi organization. Bases 1 to 906 code for a protein of 301 amino acids. The record is from RefSeq and is a predicted model, not a curated record. The transcript has a single exon.